CUCUCCCGCUGCUUACUCGAAAGGGUGGGAAAGAAGUGAGGGAGCAGGAAUGGACUUGGACGGAGAAGGGCAAUUCUGACAGGAAAAAGCAGCCAAGUGGGAGUUUUAUGGCGAAGGGACAGGAGCUGACAAAAGAAUGGCGGCUGCAGAAGAGUGGAAGAGGCAGAUUUGGCAGGAGAAAGGGGGAGAGAACAAGUUGGCAGGGAAGGAGAGGGUGUGGCAAAGGUGGAGCAGGGCAGAACUCUGCAGAGCAGAACCCUGCAGAGCAGGGUAAUAGCACAGGCUGGGAAGCUAAAGCUUUAUGAGAUUGAGAUCCUCAUCCUUCAGUGGGCUGGUAUAAAUGCUGAGUUCAGAGUCCCAUCCCGGUGAUGUGAUGGACUCUAAGCCCCAGUCGCUGUGCUCCUCAUUUCCCUGUACUGCUGCCAAUGGCCGUAGGGGACCCAAACAACCUUCAAGCAGCCCUGAGACAGGGGACACCCGCCCAAAGCCGCCCGUGAAACCCAAGCCCUGUGUGCUGCCAAAGCCAGCCAUGCCAGUGAAGCCUGCCCCUGGACUGCGUCAGGCUCUCUCUGAGGUGCCCUCUGCUGAAAAGAUGAAUUUAUUGGCUGGGCCCAAGCCAUAUAGCAGUGGGGCUGGCAGUUCUGUGAAGCGUCUCUCUUUUAGUCUAAAGUGCCCUCCAAAAGAAACUACCAAUGGGAAAGAGGUUUCAUCUGCAUUUUCCACUGCAGUUAAACCAUCUGGAGAUGGAGAAGUCGCUGGUACUGUAAAGAAAUCCAGUGCUAUGGAAGGAGCUUCUGGAGAAGAAUGUGGAGAAUCCUCCACAUGUGAGGGUGCUGUCCCUUUCAAAGUGAAGCCAGUGCCAGUGGCAACCAAGCCAGAGCGUUUUCCUGGGACCACAGUGGAGGAGAUCUUGGCCAAGAUAGAGAAGCCCAACAAAGAGGGGUCAAACAGCCCCAACAGGCCUCGGCUGGUACGCUCCUUCUUCAGCCAGGAUGGUGGCACAGCUGUUCACCUGGGGCCUAAAGGUUAUACUGCAUUCCGGAGAUGUUCCAGUGGAGGCGAAGGGGGAGGGACAGAGUCGGAGGGUUCUGCCUUCAGAGCCUCUUGUGAAGCUGUGGAGAACAGAUUGUCAAGGAACAAGGAGGAAACUGCGAGUUCAAAUGGUCAGCAUGUGCCUGAAUCUGAGCAACCAGCAAGAGCAGUAGAGAGAAACUUAGAUUUCCUCUCUAGGGACAGCAGCUCCGGUCAACCUAGCAUGAGCUGUGAUGGAAGCCAACCUGGGCGUAGCAGUCCACCAUCUCCCCCUGGCACCUAUCAACCCCACACCAAGCUGUCUUCUGGAGUCACACCUGGGUCUCCUGAUGCUCCUGCUGAAGCAGCCCAGCCCCCAGGUGCCCCCUAUUUUCAAGCAGAUGUCCCCAGCACUGAAACUCAGCUUCCACCAGGUUCUCCUGAUGCACCUACCGAACUCCCCCAAACUCCUGUCAAGGCUUUCCUUGGUCUGGCCCAGGCUCCAGGUUCCCCUGUGGCCCUUGCAGAGCCCUGGCCCCCAGGAUCCCCCAGUACUUUCAUUAAGACUUCCCCAGGACACUCCCUGUCUUCGGGCCUCUCAGGCUCUCUGCUUCCUGGGCAAUCUGCUAGUUCAACACAUUCUCCUGCUGAGCACAGCCAGGAAACCCCUCGUCUCCUGGGAGCCUCUGAACCCCCUGGUUCCCCAAGCACUCCUUCUGAGUACCAUGUUGGUUCUGAUCAGCCUCCUGGCUCCCCCUCUCGCACACAAGGCUCCUUACCCUCCAGAGACCAAGAUCCCCUCAAGAAUCCAACACAGGCACCCCCUCUUGAGGACAAGGCCCCCCAGCUCUCACAGCUGGUCCUGCGGCGUGCCUCGGAGGGAGUGGUGCAGCCACGGGGUAAAAAAGUGUCCAGGGAGGAGUUGGGGGGGUCCUUGGCUGUCCUACCAAGAGGAGGGGGGCCUCCUUUAGAGCAGGCUGCAGGGGGAGAGUCCAACUGGAGCCUGUCGCAGUCCUUUGAAUGGUCAUUCCCUAACCGGGCUCCUGAGCUUGGUGGGAGGAGACUGGGGUCUCCUCCCAGGUCUCCCAUUAAGGAGGCGGAUGAUACCAGUUUUCUGGAGGCAGAAUUGGGUGGAGAGAGUCCUAGCCCCAAAGGGGUUUAUGAGGAAACAGUGUCAAAAAGCCAGAGUAGGAGAGAGGAAGAGGCUGAGGCUUAUGGGAACUCUCCCUGCUUUGCUGACUCCAGGGAUUCCCAAAGGACUGGGAAGAAGGCUGAGCGGGAGCGAGAGUCCUCUUCAGCCCUUGGGAUAUCUGCACCUGGAGGCCCCUCUGCUCAGCUGGAGCCUAUUAGCCCCAAGCUACAAGGCCCUUUAGUGGCAGCAGAGGGUGAUUUUCAAGAGGAGCAUGAUGGCUUCCUGCCUUUUGCCCCAGCUCCUGAGGAAGGGGCUUUACGGGCAAUGGAGCCCUUGCCAAGUGUAGAGCAGGCUUCCCCUCCUGCGGAACCUUGCGUCUUGUUCUCGAAAGAUGCCCACGUGCAGGUGGCUGCUUGCUGCCAGGAGGACGAUGGUGCUCUGGGUCUGGCCCAGGAAAGCAAGAUGGGGGAUGCUGACCGCCCCAGGGGGCUUGGGCCUGAUCAUGGCUCACACUGGCUGGAUGAACUUCUGGCAUCUCCACCGCCCAGCGCUGAUGACACCAAGAGGAGAGGCACACCCAAGUCGGAAAAGUCCACAGGGCCGGAGGUAAAGAAUCUCCUUGGAUGGUCACAGAAGGACUUUUGCAGUGAGUUUGGCUUUGGAGGGGUUGAUCGGCCUGCUACCUUUGGAAUGGGUUGGUCUGCUCGUGUCAACAAAGUGGAUUGGCCUGGUGAGACGGAACAGGAUCGAGAGUUCGGCAUUGGCACACGGGACUGGCUGAGCUCUUAUAGCGUUGAUGAUGCCAAAACACAGGAUAUGGAAUUUGGUGCCAGCCAGCAAGACUGGGCCAGAGGGACACCAUUGCUGGUCAGCUCCAACCCAGGGCAAGAAGAUUGGCUCGCUACCUAUAGCAACAGCUGUGCUGACCAGAAGAUUAAAGAGCCGGAUUGGAGCAGCACAUACAGCAUUGAUACUGAUGAGUGUCAAGACCAAGAGCCCUACGUGAGAAAGCCAGGCUGGCCCAAACUCUGCAGUGCUGACAGUGAUCAGGAGAGCAGCGGAUUUGCAGAUGAGAAGGCAGGUUGGGGCAGCCAGUACCAUGCUGGUGCUGCUGAAAGCACUGACUGGACCAACAAAUACAGUGCAGAAGGUGCCAGCGAUCUAGAAUCAGAGGCCAACAUAAAGUCGUCAGAUGAAUCUAGCAAGUACACUAUUGAGAGCCUCCAGGAUACAGAGCUCAGUGUCAGUCGUUCAGAGGUGCCUGAUGAUUAUAAUGUUAUGGAUGUCACCUCUCAAGAUGCAAUAUUCAGUGUUAAUCGAUCAGGCUGGCCUAGUGAAUCCAAUGCUGGCAGUAGUACUAACCAACUGCAAAUAGGGUUCAGUGCCCACCGAGUCAAGCAACCCAGUGAAAAUAGUGGCACCCAUCCAGAAUCUCAGGUUAGCACUCAGCAGCAAUCACGGCCCAGUACAUAUGGCUUCAAUGAUGGCAAAUCUCAGGAGUCUGAACUGAGUAUUAAAGCAUCUGACUGGCCUAGUAGAUGUGACAUGGGGGUUGCCCAAAGCCAUGAUGGUGAGUUCAGUGUUGAGAAGCCAGAUGGAGCUAAUGAAGAUGAUAAUAGACAAACAGACUGGGAAGGAGAACUAGAUAAUGGAAAUAGAAGCAGCAGAACUGAGUUUGAUGUUCGUGAUCUGGGGUUCUGUGCCCAGAAGCAGGUCUGGGCUGAUGAAUAUAGCCUGGACGAAACUGAUCUGAAAAAUAAUGAUUUCCCUACUGGCUUAAGAGCCUGGGUCAAGGACAGUGAUCUCUCAGAAUCUGAACAGAAAAAGCUGUUCAGUGUCACAGAGAAGGACCAAGCUAGGAGCUUUGGCCCAUUAGAUUUCCCAGAUCGAAGAGCGAUGGUGGAUUUGGAGGAGACAGCUGACAGGCUGAUAGAUAAGGCUGUGGACUUAAGAACUGUAGCCAUGGAUGAUGAGCCUAGAGGCAUUGGAGAGGGGCAGCCUGAGUGGACUCAAGACCUUGGUCUUAGAGAUAUGGAUCUCUCCAGUGACUUGAAAGUUGGGAGCCCAGAUGCAUCUAAAAAACCUACGGAGAAGCAGCCUUGUUGGUUCUCUGUCCCUGGCUUGGAAAUUGUGUCUGCCUCAUCAGAUACAAGCCCUGGGAAUCCAGAGGAGGCCAGAGAACCUGGUGUGGGACAAGCAGAUUUGGCCUACAACUCUGGCACAGAAAGCAUGGAUGUAACUGAUUUGAGGCCCAAGGCUUUGGAUGGGGCUGAGGAAAUGGGCCUAUUACAAAGGGAUUGGACUGGCACAGCUGAGCAUAAAGGCCGCAGCGAUCCCUUUGGAGCUACUGGUUUAGAUGAUGAUGUCAUACAGCACCCAGGAGCAUCUAGAGAAAGAAAAUUAAAUAGUCAGCGACUGUCUAGUCCUAGCCACCUGUUGGAAGAGAUGGUUUCUGAUAGUACUGCCAAAGAGGUGGCCCAACAGAAGAGACCUGCCUCCUUCCAUAGCUGCCAGUUGGAAGCAGAGAAGAGAUGGAGCAGCUUGCCUGAUGAGCAGGCUAGGGCAUCUCCUCCAGUGGAGGAGGAUGAAAACGUUUUGUCUGAUGCUGAGGGUGGAGACAGCCAGUUGGACAUUGGAAAUGGGGGCCAACCAUCUGUGGAAGCAAGGGUGCUGAAUCAUCCAGAGCAAAAUGGAACCCAAGUGGCACAACCUCUAUCCAAGGAGAGUCAUGCUUCAGAGGGGGCUGGAGCACUGGCGCGGGAAAACUUCUUCUUGAAGGAUAUAGAGGUUCUUGACAACACUGUGUACCGCGACCGUGGUAAUUUGGGCCGCAAGCGGGGUCAUCGGGCACCAGCCACAAGGUCUGCAGGCGCUCUUUCAGAGAGUGACAGGGACAGCUGGAUGUUCAAGGAUUCCACAGAGCCUCGAAUAGCUUCUGCAGCCUCGGAUGAGGAAGCUCAUGAGGAGCCAAAGAGCAGGAAGUCACGAAAUACUCCAUCGUCAAAGGGGGUAAAGGUGCCCCUCUUCCCAGGCCUCAGCCCCUCAGCAUUAAAGGCCAAGUUGAGAGGGCGCAACCGCUCUGCUGAGGAAGGAGAUCCACAAAGUGAGGCCAAAGAGGCCAACAUACAGCGCUCUAAAUCAUGCAAGAUUGCCAACAUCAGCGGGAAGCCUCUGGUGCUGCCACCCAAGCCAGAGAAAUCCUCAGGGUCAGAAACAUCCUCACCCAAUUGGCUGCAAGUUCUGAAGCUGAAAAAGAAGAAACCUUGAAAUAAAACAUUCAGAUGUUGCUCUCCUGCUACUGGGGCCUUGACAGCAGACGUUCCAGUGAGCUAUUCACGGGUGGGAGGCAGCAUGGUGGGGUUGGAGCCAGAGUCCCCAUCUAACAGCUCUAAGGGAUUGGGGGGAAGGGGGGGGAAGAGGGAGGACGAGGCACAUUUAUGCACUUUGUAUCACAUUCACUCACUCAUGCAUAUGGCGGUCAGAUUUCUCUCUGCCGCUCUCCUGUCUUUUUCCUCCUCCUUUUUUUUCCUUCUUAUACCACGUACAGUUUUAUAAAGUCUCUUUUAUUUUUUUGUAAUCAGCCAAGGAGCUUGGUUCUGGCCCCUUUUCUUUCAGCCCAAGGUAGGGAGGGAAGACAAAGAGGUGAGGCGUUUGCUCUCUCUGCUGCCAUAUAAUGCAUUUCAGACAAAAGAGGAAUGAAUUUUUUCCCCUUCGGUCACUUGAAUCAAAUAAAGGUUUUAUGGUUAUGGA
Molecule: messenger RNA, 5893 nt
Organism: Elgaria multicarinata webbii
Lineage: Eukaryota; Metazoa; Chordata; Lepidosauria; Squamata; Anguidae
Gene: CNOT12
Product: tankyrase 1 binding protein 1
Exons: 12
Coding region: 341-5410 (1689 amino acids)
Biological process (GO): double-strand break repair; cellular response to ionizing radiation
Cellular component (GO): nucleus; heterochromatin
Source: RefSeq, a predicted model, not a curated record